ACUUUCCCUUCAGACACACUUUAAACACAUUAACACACUUACAUACACACACACACUUGCUGGGAAGCUUUCACAAAGAUGCCGUGCAUCACUGCUGUCCGCCAACAGAGGCUCAGAGUGCCGAGCUCUUACAAGUCAAUGUUGGAGAAAGUUCACAUGGUGGACCAAAUCCUGUCUGAGUUCCAGCUCAGUAAAGAGGAGCUGAAGGAGGUGAUGAGACGGAUGCAGAGGGAGAUGAACCGAGGGCUCCGUGUGGAAACGCAUGAGGAAGCCAGCGUUAAAAUGCUGCCCACUUAUGUCUGCUCUACUCCUGAAGGCUCUGAGGUUGGAGACUUCCUGGCAUUAGAUCUAGGUGGCACUAAUUUCCGUGUGAUGCUGGUGGUGGUGGGUGAGGAUGAGGAGAGAGGCUGGAAGGUGGAGACCAAGCACCGUAUGUACUCCAUCCCUGAGGAUGCCAUGACCGGGACUGCAGAAAUGCUGUUUGACUACAUCGCAGAGUGUAUAUCUGACUUCCUGGAUGAGCACCACAUCAAACAUAGGAAACUUCCUCUGGGAUUCACUUUCUCGUUUCCGGUCCGUCACGAGGACCUUGAUAAGGGAAUCCUACUAAACUGGACCAAAGGGUUCAAGGCUUCUGGCGCUGAAGGCAACAAUGUGGUUGGUCUGCUUAGAGAUGCCAUUAAAAGGAGAGGGGACUUCGAGAUGGACAUAGUUGCAAUGGUGAAUGACACGGUGGCCACAAUGAUCUCCUGUUACUAUGAAGACCGGAGCUGUGAGGUUGGCAUGAUAGUAGGAACCGGCUGUAAUGUGUGCUACAUGGAAGAGAUGCACUCAGUGGAGCUGGUGGAAGGGGAGGAGGGACGGAUGUGUGUGAACACCGAGUGGGGAGCCUUCGGAGGAAAUGGAGAGCUGGAAGACUUUCGUUUGGAAUAUGACCGAGUGGUGGACGAGUCAUCGCUCAAUCCUGGAGAACAGCUCUACGAGAAGCUGAUCAGUGGGAAGUACAUGGGCGAGCUGGUGCGUCUUGUCCUGAUGAAGCUUGUGAAUGAAGACUUGCUCUUCAACGGGGAAGCUUCAGACAUUCUGAAGACACGUGGCAGCUUCGAGACUCGCUUCGUCUCCCAGAUCGAAAGUGACACAGGAGACAGAAAACAAAUAUACAACAUCCUGAGCUCACUGGGGGUCCUGCCAUCCGAGCUGGACUGUGACAUUGUGCGUUUGGCCUGUGAGAGCGUCUCCACUCGCGCAGCGCUCAUUUGUGGAGCUGGACUCGCCGGAGUUAUUAACAUCAUGAGGGAGCGCCGCUGUGUGGACGAGCUGAAGAUCACCGUGGGAGUGGACGGCUCUGUCUACAAACUCCACCCAUGGUUCAAAGAGCGGUUUCACAAAGCCGUGUGGGACUUGACGCCGGACUGCGACAUCACCUUCAUCCAGUCAGAAGAAGGCAGUGGCCGAGGAGCGGCGCUUAUCUCGGCUGUGGCCUGUAAGAUGGCGGCCCGCACAAUAGAGCCAUGAUGCCUGAGAUCAAGCACUGGCUCGUGAACUCGACUUAAAUUGCAGGAUCUCUGCGAUGAUGGAGGCUCAUCUGGAGUGGCCUUGUAAGCUCUUUUCUCACAGGAUGUGCAACUCUCACUGUAGGAUUUGCCAUGUGGAGCAACGGCUAAUAUCUCGGCGCCCAGAUCGGACCUUGAUGUACAUAUCCCGUUGUUUAUAUCAGCUUUCUGUGCUAAGAAUGUUAAAUACAUACAGUAUAUACACAGCUGAGAGGCUUUUAACAGAGACACCAUUAUACAUGUAUUUUGUGUUUUAAUACAUUGUGUGGUCGUUGGAGCAUGAUUCUCU
This is a messenger RNA of Hemibagrus wyckioides, 1842 nucleotides long. It is a transcript of the gene gck, whose product is annotated as glucokinase (hexokinase 4). The transcript is spliced from 10 exons. The record is from RefSeq and is a predicted model, not a curated record. Gene Ontology annotation, cellular component: cytosol; mitochondrion. The coding region runs from base 79 to 1515 and encodes 478 amino acids. NCBI's taxonomy places the organism in Eukaryota, Metazoa, Chordata, Actinopteri, Siluriformes, Bagridae. Gene Ontology annotation, biological process: intracellular glucose homeostasis; glucose 6-phosphate metabolic process; regulation of insulin secretion. Gene Ontology annotation, molecular function: glucokinase activity; fructokinase activity; mannokinase activity.